AUGCUCGUCGAGGUGGCACUCCUGGAGAAGUCGAUCAUCAAUCAGAGCUCCCUUACACCAUUGGGGUUCCUUGGUUGUGGAAUUGAGAUCAAAUCACAUCACUUUGCUCAAUUGCACUGUCUCAAGAUGAGGCCAGCUCUGAGACUACUAGCGAAUGUCAAACAAGCCCGGUACUUGGAGCCUUUGGCUCCCACCGGCUUGACCGGACUAGUCACACAUCCCAGUCCUCGCUCGACACUGAUCUAUCUCUACAGCAGGACCCUUGAAAAGCUCAAGGAAUUCCCAGAGUCGUCAGCCUAUCGCCAGUCCACAGAAGCCCUCACUCGCCACCGCCUCAAGAUUAUCGAGUCUACCACACCACCCGGAUACGAAGCAUGGCUGGAGCGCGUCAAAAAGAUCGUUGCUGAAAGUCCCGAGCGUUUUGAGAAAGCUCGUCUUGCCGAUGGAACAUUCGCAGGCAUUCAACAGGAUGAUACCUACGGUGGUCCGCGCGCACAAGAAUGGGACGGACAAGUUGGACCCAUCACCGAAGGACCUGUCCGAACCCCAGAGGAGAUCGCCAAGUGGGAGGCUAUUAUCGAAGACGCUGCGAAACCCGAGAAACCAUCCGACUUCCAGUCGGAGACUAUCAAUUGGGAAAGCGAGCCUUCUCUUGAGGCGCAACAAAUUGCGGAUAUCGAGAACAAGAUCGGCGCCGGUCUGAUUGAAGAAGUUAUUCAAGUAGCUGAAGGCGAGCUUAAACUCGUGGGUGAGCUGGCCGAGGCCAAAAUAUGGGAAGAGCUUGCUGAGAAGCCCAAGCCAGGACAGUGGACAUAUUUCGAGCGAAAGCAUUAA
This is a messenger RNA of Talaromyces atroroseus, 834 nucleotides long. RefSeq lists its product as hypothetical. The coding region runs from base 1 to 834 and encodes 277 amino acids. NCBI's taxonomy places the organism in Eukaryota, Fungi, Ascomycota, Eurotiomycetes, Eurotiales, Trichocomaceae. Gene Ontology annotation, biological process: respiratory electron transport chain. The record is from RefSeq and is a predicted model, not a curated record. The transcript has 4 exons.